AUGCAUAUGGAACGAUGUAUCUAUAUUAUAUAUCUCGAACAACGUUUCUCAUUGUCAGUUCGUAUUAUUGUAACCAUAGUUUUUUCUUUAAUCUAUACCAUCUUUAUGGCUGUUAUUCUAUAUGGACCUAGUUCAGCAUUAAGUCAAGUUACUGGACUGCAUACUUGGCUGACUAUCGGAUCCUGUGGAUUGAUUUGCACAUUAUAUACAAGCAUUGGCGGAAUGAAAGCCGUGAUUUGGACAGAUGUUUCACAAUCUAUUUUGAUGUUUCUUGGUUGCAUCGAUGCUGGUGGCAUAGCGAAAGUUUUUCAAACAGCUAUGGCUGGUGAUCGCAUAAACUUUUUCAUAGUUGCUUGGAUCAAUUAUGCCUUGUUCGUAACUAUGCUUAUUCUAUGUGCUGGCGUUGGAUUCGUCCUCUAUGCUACGUAUAGUCACUGUGACCCUCUUCGAGCUAAUCUUAUUUCGAAACCGGAUCAAUUGUAUCCUCUGUUUGUUAUUCAAACAUUUGGACGAUUUCCAGGCUUGACUGGUCUUUUUGUUGCAAAAUCUCGCGAAGAAUCUGGCUUUAAGAUAAUAGCAACAAUUUCUAAAACUCGUUAA
Molecule: messenger RNA, 600 nt
Organism: Rotaria sordida
Lineage: Eukaryota; Metazoa; Rotifera; Eurotatoria; Philodinida; Philodinidae
Source: the annotation of a GenBank genome assembly